Hipposideros armiger (great roundleaf bat) is the source of this 362-nucleotide messenger RNA. RefSeq names its product ubiquitin-like protein FUBI (gene FAUP4). The annotation marks the transcript as partial. The record is from RefSeq and is a predicted model, not a curated record. The transcript is spliced from 4 exons. Gene Ontology annotation, molecular function: protein binding. Lineage: Eukaryota; Metazoa; Chordata; Mammalia; Chiroptera; Hipposideridae.
GGGAGUGUUCACGCCCUCACUCCGUAGCUUCUGGAUUCCGUUUCCACGGUUACGACGGCGCGAGGCAGGGUCCCAGCUGCUCUCGCUUUUUAUCCUCGAGUCACCGACAUGCAGCUGUUUGUCCGCUCCCGGGAGCUGCACACUCUUGAAGUGAGCGGCCUGGAGACAGUUGCCCAGAUCAAGGCCCAUGUGGCCUCCCUGGAGGGCCUCACCCCCGAAGAUAAGGUCGUGCUUCUGGCAGGUUCACCCCUACAGGAUGAAGCCACCCUGGGUCAGUGUGGAGUAGAAGCCCUGACGACCCUGGAAGUGGUUGGCCGCAUGCUAGAAGUGGGAAAACGAAAGAUGGAUCGAGAGCGUCGCGU